CAUCGUUUUAUUCAUCAAUCAAGUACUUUUCAGGUGGAAGUGGAACUGCAUCCCACAUUUGCGAACCCGUUUCGAGUGCUCAAAGAGCCGCCUUUCGAAUUGGAAGAAACUGGUUAUGCAUCGUUCACCCCAAAACUCAUUAUCUAUUUCAACACUCCUCAUGCUAAGCCGUAUCCGGUGCAGUAUGACAUGAACCUCAAGCUUGAGAAGCAUGCAUUUCAUCAACAAGAAAUGACCUUUGCUAUGUCGGAUGUGACUCCGUCGUUUCUUGACUUGGUACGACGCUUCUGUGGAUCCACUGAUGGAAAAAGGAAGAAGCGCGAUGGCGAGGCGUCAGCAAAUCGCACGAAAAAGCCAAAGCCGGAUGAUGGAAAGAAUCAUAAUGAUUAUAAUAUGAAAGAAGGAAAAGAAAGCGAAAAGAAGAAAGAUCCUGGACGUGAGAGUGAAAAAAGUAAAAAGAAGACCAAGCGCUCGUCUAAGGACUCAAAUGAAGGGACAGAUCGUGAAACGAUUCCUGCUCGCGAUGCUUCGCCAGAAUCUUCACCAAAGGACUCUUCAACUUGCGUCUAA
Molecule: messenger RNA, 570 nt
Organism: Ostertagia ostertagi
Lineage: Eukaryota; Metazoa; Nematoda; Chromadorea; Rhabditida; Trichostrongylidae
Source: the annotation of a GenBank genome assembly